CUGGGUUGACUGGACCGCACCAUAGAGUGAACAUGAAAGUCAAGCCACUGCUGAGUUGGUUUUUGUAUCAAUUACCCCAUCGUGUAUUUUUCGUACUAAUGAGGGCUCUGCUUCGUUGCUUCUGCUGCAGCGGGCGCUGAUCGUGGUUCGGUCGCAGCGGGGAACCUGCGCUGUGGAGCCACGAGGUGGCGCCGCCUGUCUGUGCGCGGAGCUCUGCGUCGUCUCCAGCUGCUUCGAGCCACAAGCGUAAACGAGUCAUCCGAUCACAGCAGGCUGCUCCACGUCACGGCUACGCACGCCUAAACACGAAUGUUCCGUUAGGUUUAUUGUUACAGAAAUUGUUUUUUUUUUGCUACAGAAAUUCUUGGACCGUUUUGUCCACGCGUUCCUGCGCAGCUGGGACCUCGUCCACGGGUCCAGUCGUUUGCGCUCGGUUCUGUGUAGAUCAGGCCGGUGGCGCAUUGAACGGCCGCUCUUUGUCUUGCACCUCUACUUUACACAGGACUGCGGCUCGUUCAGACCUGAAAGGCGUCAUGUGACUCUGCAUCUGCUCUCAAUUGUGGAGAGAGAGCGCGCGAGGGAGGGGAGAGGGAGCGCUGAGGAGGAGCUCGCUCCUAUAAGAUUCACUCCACGCACCAUCAGCACCAAACUUACGCUCCGUCCAUCCUCCUCCUCUCCGUCUCCCUCCUGCGAACACGCAGCGGUUCUGAUUCGGCUUCUCCCGUCGGACGGUGCCCAGGUGCGUCCUCACGGCUGCUGCUCGCUCUCUGCUGAGUUGAUUAUGAUCACAACCCCCGCGGUGUCAAGGUGGAGCCACCGCGCGUUUCUCGGAUCGGUGCGCUUCUCCAGGGGCUGGGAUGCGCACCGGGCACCUCUCGCUUCCUGCCUAGUUUCGGAACCGAGCAGGAGUCAGGCGCGGCUGCAGGGCGCCGAGGCAGGAGGAGCCAGUCGACCCGGAGCAGGAUGCCGGUGAUGAGAGGGCUGCUGGCCCCGCAGAACACCUUCCUGGACACCAUCGCCACUCGCUUCGAUGGAACCCACAGCAACUUCGUCCUGGGGAACGCCCAGGUGCAGUCGCUCUACCCCAUCGUCUACUGCUCCGACGGCUUCUGUGAACUCACGGGCUACGCUCGGGCCGAGCUCAUGCAGAAGAGCUGCGCCUGCCACUUCCUGUACGGGCCGGAGACCAGCGACAGGCUGACGGCCCAGAUCCAAGGAGCGCUGGACGACCGGAGGGAGUUCAAGACCGAGCUGGUCUUCUACAAGAAGGAGGGCACAAAGUUCUGGUGUCUCCUGGACAUCGUUCCCAUUAAAAAUGAAAAGGGGGAAGUGGUUUUAUUCCUGGUGUCCCACAAAGACAUCACAGACAAGAAGAAGGACCAGGACCCUGAACAAGGACCAGAGACAGAUGAGGAGACGGGUCUGGAGGUGCACCGGGUCACUCACCCCCCGGGCUUCAACGCCAACCGGCGCCGCAGCCGGGCCGUGCUCUACCACCUGUCAGGACACCUGCAGAAGCAGGACAAGAGCAAGCUCAAGAUCAACAACAACAUGUUUGGGGAGAAGCCUCCGAUCCCGGAGUACAAGGUAGCAGCCAUUCAGAAGUCCCGCUUCAUCCUGCUCCACUACGGGACCUUCAAGGCCGGCUGGGACUGGCUCAUCCUGCUGGCCACCUUCUACGUGGCCGUCACCGUGCCCUACAACGUGUGCUUCACGGUGGUGGGAGGCCGGGACGACGGCAGCAGCAGCGCCCCCCGGAGCCCGCCCAGCGUCAGCGACAUCCUGGUGGAGAUCCUCUUCAUUUUAGACAUUGUGCUGAACUUUCGAACUACUUUUGUGAGCACGUCGGGUCAGGUCGUGUACGACGCCCGCUCCAUCUGCGUUCACUACGUCACCACCUGGCUCUUUGUGGACCUCAUUGCCGCUCUGCCCUUUGACCUGCUCUAUGCGUUCAACGUCAGCGUGUACUUCGGGGUCCACCUGCUGAAGACGGUCCGGCUGCUGCGGCUCCUGCGGCUGCUCCAGAAGCUGGAGCGCUACUCCCAGUACAGCGCCGUGGUCCUCACGCUGCUCAUGUCCAUGUUCGCGCUGCUCGCCCACUGGAUGGCCUGCGUCUGGUACUUCAUCGGCCGCAGGGAGAUCGAGAGCCCCGGUUCCUGGGAGAUCGGUUGGCUCCAUGAGCUGGCCAAGCGUCUGGGGACCCCCUACUUCCUGUCCCCCCUGACAACACUGGUGCCGCCCACGGUCCCGGCCAACAGCAGCCAGUGGAACCCGUCGGGGUCAGAGGUGGGAGGUUCCACCUCCUGGAACUCCAGUCACUACUACAGGAAUGCGUCGGGUCCGGGUCCCGGGUCCGGGCUGCUGGGGGGCGGUCCAUCCAUGCGUAGCAGCUACGUGACCUCGCUGUACUUUGCGCUGAGCAGCCUGACCAGCGUGGGAUUUGGAAACGUGUCAGCGAACACGGACUCUGAGAAGAUCUUCUCCAUCUGCACCAUGCUCAUAGGCGCGCUGAUGCACGCUGUGGUGUUCGGGAACGUGACCGCCAUCAUCCAGAGGAUGUACUCGCGCCGCUCGCUCUACCACACGCGCACCAAGGACCUGAAGGACUUCAUCAGGGUCCACCGGCUGCCCAAGACCCUGGAGCAGCGCAUGCUGGAGUGUUUCCAGACCACGUGGUCGGUCAACAACGGGAUCGACGUCAGCGAGCUGCUGAAGGACUUCCCCGAUGAGCUGAGGGCCGACAUCGCCAUGCACCUGAACAAGGAGCUGCUCCAGCUGCCCCUGUUCGAGUCGGCCAGCCGCGGCUGCCUGCGCUCGCUCUCCCUCAUCAUCAAGACCUCCUUCUGCGCCCCCGGAGAGUUCCUGAUCCGCCAGGGGGACGCGCUGCAGGCCAUCUACUUCGUGUGCUCCGGAUCCAUGGAGGUGCUGAAGGACAACACUGUGCUGGCCAUUCUGGGUAAAGGAGACCUGAUCGGCUCCGACUCGCUGACGAAGGAGCAGGUGAUCAAAACCAACGCCAACGUCAAGGCCCUGACCUACUGUGACCUGCAGUACAUCAGCCUGAAAGGCCUGCGCGAGGUGCUGCGUCUCUACCCAGAGUACGCCCAGAAGUUCGUCAGCGAGAUUCAGCACGACCUGACCUACAACCUGCGCGAAGGCCACGGGGCCGAUGUGGACUGGGAGAGUAACGGCGGCUUGGUGAAGAAGCUGCCGUCCAUCCGUGAGGACGAGGAGGUCGACGAGGAGCAACACUCGGUGUCCCGCGCGCCGCGCUCCCCGCUGCGUCUCAGCAGGGGGCUCAACUCGCCGCUGCGCUCCCCUCUGCUGCCGCCGAGGCCCUUCCGCGCCCCGUCCGAGCACCCGCGGCCCACCUCCCUGCAGAUACCGGUGGUCAGCUUCAGCAGCGCGCCGCCCGAGCUCAGCCCCAGAUUCGUGGACGGCAUAGAAACGGAGAGCAGCUCCACCUCGUCACAGAAGUUCGAGUUCAGCCCCGGCCUGUCGCCCGCGGCGCCGCCCUCCCCGUAUCCGGGGAUCCGGGAGCAGACGGAGAUCAAGCAGAGCGUGUCCAAACUGACGGAGGAGAUGAACAGCCUCUCCAAACAAGUGUCAGUGCUCAGUCAGGAGCUGCAGGAGAUGACGCGCCUGCUCCGGCCUCUGCUCCAGGCGCCACCGCAGCAGCUACCGCUCACGAGCAUGAUGCCAAACGUAAGCGUGCCCCCCCCCACCACGCUCUGCCCCCUGCAGAGGCCGGACACUCAGUCCCUGUUGGACAGUGGAGACACGGAGGGGGUGGAUUUGCCAGGAUGCCUUCUCCCAACUCCUCACUCACCAAAAACGCCUGAUUCACGUCAGUCAGCAGCACCACAGCCCCCGCCCAGACCCCCCGAGGACCACCCCUCAGCUGAGGAGGCAGCUCCAGACGGAUGCCCGGUUCCUCGGAGCCUCCACGCGUCGUCCAGUAACGGGAUGUGUGUGCCGUCUCUGCGGAACCACCCUCCUCACGCGUCACCCUCUCUGUCCUUCUCCAUGUCGCUGUCCUCGUCUCCGUCCCUUUCUCCCUGUCAAGGCCCGCACCCGUCCCGGCCUGGCAGAGGCCUGCUCCCCCCACCCUCCUCCCAGGACACGCUGCCUCCCCUGUCCUCACACUGCUCAGCUCCCCCGUCGCUCACAUCCUCCCCUGGAGAUCGUGGGUUGAGGCCUUCACCUCCCGUUUGUCUGAUCUCCCCCACAGUGUCCCUGCAUCCCUCCACCGUCUCUCUGCCUGUGUCUCUGGACUUCGUCAGUGUGAUGAGAAGGCAGGGAGACGCCCACACUGUCCCCUGGUGUAAGUCCCAGCUGCAUCUGGAGGAAACCCGUCCUUCCUCUCAGGAGCUGGAGAUGCAGGAGCGGCGGCGACAAGCGGAGGAGGGUAAGUCCUCCACGGAGCACAUCAGCUUCAUCGAUGAAGAUGAGCCAGCAUGUUAAAGCAGAACAUGCUUUAACAUUGAACAGAACAGAGGAGGAGAACAUUUCAACUGACAGAUAUGAAGAACUGCCACAGCACACACUGUCUCAGUAUCAGCGUCCGACUCAUCGGAUCCUGGAACCAGUUUUACUUUAGCUCCUGCAUCAUAUUGAACGACCGGUCAUUGCUUGUCGAACCCCGAAUGUCGCCUCCUUCCAAAGGGCAGAUUCUCACAAAUAUCCUAGCAAGAAACAUGUCUUAACCCAAGUCACAUGAUCUGAGACACUGCAACGAGACCACAAAUGUAAACAUUCAGUCUCGCAUCAGGUCACACACACAAAGCCGUCUGCCUGGUCCGUGGGGCUCUGGGCCUGUGUGCCUUUGGGCUGGUGGAGGUGGAACCAAAUCAUCAUGUCAGAAUCACUCCCACCAGAGGAAGACGUGGUCUGGGCUGCAGGGAGGGGCUCUGUGCCAAAGACAAACCUGAGGUUCAUGGGAGGCGUGAAGCGAACACUGAGACCAUCAACCCCGUGUUAUCGCCACGUGAGCGUUUGCAACCAGCCUGAUCACACUGUAUAGGGACUCCCCACAUCACUCCUGAGCUUUAGCCAUCCAGCCGCGUGUGCCUUCUCCCAUCAACCAGACUGAAGUCCGAGUCAAACAGAAAGCCAUUACGCCACCUCCAGCCAACGCCUGCACCGAAGAGGAACUCUUUAUUUUAGGCUGUGGAACUGCACGUGGAGGGGAGACAAACACACUAGGGCUGGAGCUUGAUUCUCAAAGUCCUGAAUCGACUCAUUUGAUUCGUCACCAGAUAAAAACCAAUGUUGCAAAAACCAUUUUGCUGGAACAAGUGAGCAACGUGAUAAUUUUGUUAAUGAUCAAAUUUUAGGGCGGCCCAGAAGAAAACAAACGUUCCUGUGCAGCUACACAGACUUUACUGAUGAGAAACUGGUUCUGUUCUGUUGUGUGAACUCAGGUCUGACGUCUGCAGACAGAUGUUCGUGCUCCACGAUAUUUUACCACACUGCAUCAAAAGAGCACAGAUCUGACUUAAAGAAUCGAUAUUACAUCAAAGAAUUUUCACUAAUCUGAAAGGACUUCACUUCCAGCCCUAGUGAGAGGAAGACGACUGUUUACAUAUUCAGCAUGAAUGGAAUUGCUCCAGACCUUCCUGUUCCUAUGUAGCACACGCAUCGUUCAUCUACAGCCCCAUUGUCAGCGUACACCGAUACGGCCUAACCCCCACCUACGAACUGAGCUGGGGAACUUGGAGGUCUCAGGACUUCCAUUGGUUGGGUUUGCUUUCUUCAGAUUUCUGCUUUCUAUUUUGUAAAGCUGGGAAACGAACUCAGACACACAGACCAGAACUCCUGUAGACGUCUGUGGAGCUCAGAACCCUCUGGGUAUUCGAGGUGGGGUGGUCCGGGGGUCGUGGCUGCAGGGUUCCAAUCAAAUGCAUGUCAAAGCUUUUUGCAUGAGGAAUGUGCCUGCUUUUAGACGUCGAGGGGCUGGAGUGGACUGACGCCUGCCCUGACGGCGGCCGCUGGGUUUCAGAUGUAUUUUAUUAAAUGCUGUUACAUAAAACAGGAUUACAUGAUGUACAACAAUAAAGAAGUGUUGUUUUGUAUGA
Molecule: messenger RNA, 6077 nt
Organism: Betta splendens (Siamese fighting fish)
Lineage: Eukaryota; Metazoa; Chordata; Actinopteri; Anabantiformes; Osphronemidae
Gene: kcnh3
Product: potassium voltage-gated channel, subfamily H (eag-related), member 3
Exons: 15
Coding region: 964-4464 (1166 amino acids)
Biological process (GO): regulation of membrane potential; potassium ion transmembrane transport
Cellular component (GO): membrane
Molecular function (GO): voltage-gated potassium channel activity
Source: RefSeq, a predicted model, not a curated record